ACUCGUCCAGUUUAAAUAUAUCAUACCUGUUCGACAGCUGGAUCACAUGAGAGUCAGGAUACCGCACAGGAGAUGAAAUGCUGUGUUUAGUGACGACCAUGUUAUUCAUGUUACUGCACUAUGCUUUUUACUAACUGUUAUUUUUCCUGAUCUCUAUAACUUUAGAUUACACUGAAGAAUGGAAGCAGGCUUCAAUAACACCACCUACAACACAGACUACUACGAUGACAGAAACCUCACAGGACUUCAGGAUGACGUAGGAAUGUAUUACAUAGAAUAUGUUGUGAUGUGCAUAGUCAUCAGUAUCGGCCUUCCUCUGGUGCUCGUGACCAUCUAUGCUCUUUCCUCUCUGGUACGCCAGGGUCAAGUUGCUCCGAUAUACGUCAUCAACCUUCUCAUUUCAGACAUCAUUCAGCUCUGCUGCAUGAUCGCACUUGUGUCAAAUCAUGAGACUCUCAUGGCUGUGAAUGUCUACAACAGUAGUCUACUGUCGAGUGUUGGCUUCAUGGUGUGCAUCUCACUGGAAAGGUACCUGGUCAUCGUCCACCCACUGUGGUACCGAUUCAAACGAACCAUCAAGAUCUCUAUAGCGGUCUGUGCCGUAGUCUGGGCCUUCCCUCUUGUUUAUUUCCUUUUUGUGUUUCCCUGGGUUACUUAUACGGUUGGUGUAAUAGUACUCCCCAUUAUCCUCAUCAUCCCCUUCCCACUGUUCAUCUUCUUCCUGGUCAGGACCCUCAGAGCCCUCUCUUCUACCGCCUCAGUCCGCUCUGAUGAGAAACGACGAAUCGUUGGAACUUUGGUGGUGGUGCUGCUCAUUUACACGCUGCUGUUCCUGCCCAUCAUUAUUAGGUUCCUGUUAGAGGCGACUGGCUUUUACUCUUCAAUGUUUCACUACACGUCCGGUAUAUUUGUUAGACUGAGUCCUCCUGCAGACUUGCUCCUGUAUAUCUUCAUCAGAAAGCAGACCAUGGGCAACUGUCUGGCCUCUGUGUGUGGUUGCAUAAAGGAGAGCAAUGAUCCCACCACAUCAGCAGUGACUGUUGACGACAUUUAGACAGAAAGCUUUAAGGAGGCAGAGAGAGAGAAGAGAAAACAGAGCAAAUGUACUCUAGAAUCAUAGUAUAUCCAAAAUGUACAUCCAUGUCUAUCCAAAACCUUUAGCAUGUGCAUGAAGAAGGACCAUGUUUGUCAUGUUGUUAAUCAUCUUUGAAAGCAUGAAAACUAGCUACACACACUUGUGGAUCUUUAAUAAGUAUAUCUUUUACUUCUGCAGCAACCAGAACUUAGCUUCAUGACUCCUCCCACUCCAGGAGUCGGUUAACAGACGCAGUGAUACAGCUGCUAGGCAAUUCUGAUUACUACUGAUAGUUAGCAGAAGAAAAGCGCUAGGCUAAUGUAACUUUCCAUCUCUAUCCAUUUCAACUUGAGAAGGCAUUUGACAGAGUAGAGUGAGGCUUUCUGAUAAAGGUCUGUGAAAACCUGGUUUGGGGCAGAAUUGAUCAAAUGGGUUAAAGUGGUCUACGCAGGGCCGAGAGCAUCAGUGCUCACCAACGGACAAACGUCCCCCUUUCUUCAACUCAUACGCUUCCAUCUUCAAAUGUUCUUCAUGGCACAGAAAUAAAUCACAUGAUGAAUUAUGUGUAAA
Messenger RNA from Notolabrus celidotus (New Zealand spotty), 1645 nucleotides. RefSeq names its product G-protein coupled receptor 4-like. Gene Ontology annotation, cellular component: membrane. Gene Ontology annotation, molecular function: G protein-coupled receptor activity. The coding region runs from base 179 to 1054 and encodes 291 amino acids. The transcript is spliced from 3 exons. Lineage: Eukaryota; Metazoa; Chordata; Actinopteri; Labriformes; Labridae. The record is from RefSeq and is a predicted model, not a curated record. Gene Ontology annotation, biological process: positive regulation of Rho protein signal transduction; phospholipase C-activating G protein-coupled receptor signaling pathway.